AUGGCUGACUUACCAUUUGACAUAGACCUCGGACUGCAAGAUAGCCAUGUCUUGGUCACUGGUUCAAGCGGAGCCAUUGGCGCCGUGGUGGUGCAGGCCUUUCUUGCCGCAGGAGCCGUGGUAUCUGGGUUUGACAAGGUCGAACCAAGCAUGGAUGCUCCUCGCUUUCACCCGCUUGUGGUUGACAUCACUGACGAAGUCGCCCUGGCUCAAGCAUUUGCAGAUGCUCGAUCGAGAUUUGGGUUGAUCACUACUCUGAUAGCUGCAGCGGGCAUUGAUCUGAGCUACGCUCCGCGCCACUCUCUCGUCGACAUGCCCCUUACGGAAUGGAGAAGAAUAAUGAAUGUCAAUGUCGACGGCACAUUUCUUACUUGCCGUACGUGGCUCCGCGAAAUUCGAGAAUUUGUCAAACGCGAGAAGAACCUGUCGGCGAUAGUAUUUGGCAGCGAAGCCGGCAGAUUUGGUGUGCCUUCCUGUGCUCCUUAUGCAGCAUCCAAAUCCGCAAUACAGACUGGACUGGUCCUUUCCCUGGCCCAGGACGUGGUCAAUGUGCACCCGGAGAUACGAGUGAAUGCAAUCGCACCUGGUCCAGUCCAAACCCCACAAUAUCGCGAGGAGUGCGCAGUCGACCAACAAGUUAAGUGGAAGGAAGCAGAGGCAACCGUGGCUCUUCGCAAACCAGUUACAAUGCAAGCCGUUGCCAGAGCCUGCCUCUUUCUCGCAAGUGACAACUUCUCAUCCAACAUUACCGGACAGCUGUUGCCAAUAGAUUCAGGCAAGCAGGGAAACCUGUUUUGGUUGCCUGGCGGAGACCCAGCCUGA
Molecule: messenger RNA, 822 nt
Organism: Exophiala mesophila
Lineage: Eukaryota; Fungi; Ascomycota; Eurotiomycetes; Chaetothyriales; Herpotrichiellaceae
Exons: 1
Coding region: 1-822 (273 amino acids)
Source: RefSeq, a predicted model, not a curated record